UUUAUUUUAAAAUCGUUUUUAAAAGUGUAAAUAUUUAGAUCUAUAACGCAAAAGAGCAUUCAUGGAAAAAUAUUUAAGAUGGCUGCUUGACAACACAAACAAAUAGAUACGAAAUAGUGAAAUACCAUAGGUCAGGAUUGAUGCUGAUUUUAGUUGUGGAUAGGCCAUAAAAAUGCCUAGUGCAGGUGCACUACCUGCUCCAUUUAUAACUCCAAUCCAUAAGGAUUGUCAAUUACCAGGAAAUAAAAUUGAUGUUUCUACACUUAUUGAAUUAAGUUCAGAAACUCCCAAUACUAAAAUCUACUUCACAACUGACGGUAGUAAACCUCUUCCUUUUAAAAAAAAAAUUGGAGGGAAGGAAAGAACAUUCAAAUAUUUUGCCCCUUUUAGUUUAAAACCUGGAAAAAGAACAAUAAAAGCUGUGGCUGUUUCUAGGGAUGGACUUUUGGAAAGUGCAGUUGUAUCUAAAGACUUAACUGUUGUAGAUGCAAUAAAUUCAUCAAUGCAGGAUGGUUAUGAUAGUAGUGCAAGUGGAAUGACAUUGCAAUCUUUUUUUGAUGAUAAUUCUGAUGCAGAUUUUAACUUAAAACCUGGAAAAGUCAAUGGUUUUCGCUCUAAAAAGUCUCCAAAAAAAUCAAGGUCAACUUUACCAAAAGAAGCUUGGAGUGGUACUUAUUAUCAAGAUCCCUCAGCAACUGGUGCAUCAGAGAAUCAAUACCCGCCUAUUCCUGAUGGACCAUUCAAUCCAACAAAUUAUUCAGGAACUCAAAUCAAUGUAUGGGGAGCGCCACCUGGGUCUUGGCCAGGCAUGCAUGCUAACAAUGGAAUGAUCACCUUUGGUAAUGGCCCACCAGCUCCACCUUAUCCUGUACAGUAUGGGUUUUUAACAGAGAAUAUGAUACAUGGACUCAAGAAAAAAGAGGAACCAAAAAAACCAGAUGGUUUGACCCUGGGAGAUAUAAGAAAACUGAUGGAAGAAGCUAAACCAAAAACACCACCACCUGCUAUUGAGUACAAAACAGUUUGGAAGGAUCCUCCCUUAAAUGCUGUUAGCCCAGGGAAUGACGAUUUUCAAGGCAAUAUUCUUCACAUAUAUGCUCAUAUGCUAGACAUGGCUAAAAAUAAAGUAAACUUCAAGAAGAAUAUUGGAGAAUUUAAAAUGGGAAAGAUUUUGGAGGCCAAGGUAGAAGAUGAAGGCGAUGGGUACAAACUUAAUAUUGUUUUUGAAAAGCCAGGAACACAAAGAGGGUUAAACAAAAAAUCAGCCAAACCUCCUGUUGUCAAAAAAACACUGCCCAAAGAAGUUAAAGCAGCCACUCCACCCCCAUCUCCACCUAAACCUGUAGAGCCACCAAAACCUAAGGAUGUACCUAAACCUAAACCAGAGAAAAAAGCUGAUCCUUACUAUGAAAAAGAAAUUGAAAAUCUGCCAUGUGAGGGCACACUAAAGCCUUAUGAACCAUUUAAAGCUGAAGCAGAUGCUGAAACAUUGAGAAAUGCAAUGAAAGGAUUAGGCACAGAUGAAAAUGCCCUAAUUAAUAUUUUGGCCUACAGGGCAAACCCCCAGAGAGCAGAAAUAGUUGCAGCAUAUAAAACUCUUUUUGGCAAGGACUUAGUUGAAGAUAUCAAAAGUGAAACAAGUGGCAACUUCUGUGAGGCCUUGAAAGGACUACUCCUGAAACCAGCGGAGUUUGAUGCACUAAUGCUUAGAAAUGCAAUGAAGGGCUUGGGAACGGAUGAAGAUGUUUUAAUUGAGAUAUUAUGUACACGUUCAAAUGUACAAAUUCAAGAAAUUAAAAAAGUAUACAAAGAAAAAUUCAACAAAGAUCUUGAAAAGGACAUAAUAGUGGACACUUCAGGACAUUUUAAGAAACUACUCGUGUCGCUGAUCCAAGGAAAUAGGUCAGACAGUAAUGAAGUUGACAGAAACAUGGCACAUGCAGAUGCCAAGGCACUUUUCCAAGCUGGAGAACAAAAAUGGGGGACAGAUGAAUCCCAGUUCAAUAAAAUUUUGGUGUCACGCAGUUUUCCACAAAUACGUGCUACCCUUGAAGAAUAUUCAAAAAUAUCAAAGAAAGAUAUGGAGGAAGUAUUGAAAAGUGAAUUCUCUGGUGAUGUGCUCAGUGGCAUGAAAUCAAUUGUUAGGUGUGUGAAAAACAGAUUUCAACAUUUUGCUAGACAACUCCAGAAGACAGUGUCAGGACUUGGGACUGAUGAUAGCAGCCUUAUUCGAAUUAUUAUCAGUCGCUGUGAGAUAGAUUUGGUGCAGAUUAAAGAUGAAUUUAAAAAACUUACAGGAAAAACCUUGGAACAGUUUAUAGCAGAUGAUAUCUCAGGAGACUAUCAACGACUGAUGCUAGCAUUAGCUACUGGUGGACCACCCCCUAAACCUACAUCUGGAAAAGCCUUUGUAGAAUCUGUAAAAUACAAGACAGACGAGCAGCUAGAUGAAGAGGUCAAGUUAGAGAAUGAACCCAAGAAGGAGGAUCCCACACUUUUGCCAUAUCAGGCUUUUAAUCCAGAGCAGGACUGUGCUGUACUGCAAAAAGCAAUGAAAGGUUUUGGUACAGAUGAAAAGGCUAUCAUAAGUGUAUUAGGAUACCGGUCAAUGGAUCAAAGACAAAAAAUUGCCCUUACUUACAAGACACAGUUUGGAAAGGAUCUAGGAGCUGAACUUUCAAGUGAACUUAGUGGAAAUUUUAAAACACUUUGCAUAGACAUGCUACUAGGUCAAGCUGACUUUGAUGCCAAACAGUUGAAUAAAGCCAUAAAGGGUCUUGGAACUGAUGAAAAUGCACUUGUUGAGAUCAUAUGUACACGUACCAAUGCCCAGCUGAAUAACAUCAAAACCUCAUACAAAACAAUGUUUAACAAAGAGUUAGAAAAGGAUAUAGCAGGGGAUACAUCUGGCCAUUUCAAGAGAUUACUUGUAGGGUGUCUGCAGGCAAAUAGACCUGAGGGAACAGAGUUCAAUCGUGUUAUGGCUAAACAGGAUGCUCAGGCUUUGUUGGACGCUGGUGAGAAGAAAUGGGGAACUGAUGAAUCUCGUUUCCAUACAAUUCUUGUAUCUCGAAGUUAUGCACAACUGAGAGCUACCUUCCAAGAGUAUGCAAAAUUAGCCAACAAAGAUAUAGAAGAUAGUAUCAAAUCAGAAAUGAGUGGGGACAUAAAGGAAGGCAUGUUAGCAAUAGUUCGAGUGAUCAGAAAUAAAUCUGCAUACUUUGCUUCGGAACUGCAUCGUUCUAUGAAAGGUUUGGGAACAGAUGACAAUACAUUAGUUCGUAUUGUUGCUUCUCGGUGUGAAGUUGACAUGGUACAAAUAAAAGAAGAAUUCCAGAAAGCUUAUAAGCAGACCCUUGGAAUGUUCAUUAAAGAUGAUACAUCCGGUGAUUAUCGUACAAUGCUGUUAACUCUAAUUGGAGAACCACCUGCCAAAUAAUUUUAAUUUUACAAUCAAAACUUAGUACAUAAAGCCAGUAAUCAUUGUAACCAUUAAAUACAUUUUUAAAAUAUAUUUAAAUUUAAGUAAAAUAAUGUUUUAUUGGUACUUUCUAUUGUUUAAAUUCUGUGAUAAAUAUUGUUACAUAAUAAUAUCGGCUAUUAUUUACAUAACUCCAGCUGUCUCACAUUGUCCCCCAUACUUUCAUGUUUUUUAAGAUAUAUCUAUGAGAAGUAAACAAAGGUUAUUGAGUUAGUUUACUAUUUUAAUCAAUAACAUGCUAAAAUGUUAACCAUUAGCCAUAAUAAAACCUGCAGAAUGAUUAUUGAACAAGCCCAUGAGUCUUUACUAAUUUUUUUUAGUUGUCAGCAGCCUAGUAAAAUAAAUUCUUAAAAUUAGAAUCAGAAAUUUUGAUUUUUUUGUUAAUCAUGUAUGGAUAUAAAUAAUUAAGAUCUUUUACCUUUAACUGUAAUAAACAAUGUAUUAGCUUCUUUAACUUUCUCUUUAAAAACUUCAAAAAAUUAUUUGUCUUAUAAACAUUAUAAGUUAUAUUUUACUUUUUUUUUAAUGAUAGCCAACAUAUUCUUAUUAUCUUAUAAUUAAUUAUAGAUUUAUAUGUAAUACUAGGGUUUGGGAAACAUUACACCAAUAAACUCCUCUGAAUGAUUCAUUUUUCAUAUAAAUGUACUAGCUUUAAUGUUUUAUAUUUUUAAAAUUGUAAAUAUAGAAUUUUUUUUGAUGUCUAUUUUCAAUUUGGUAAUUACUGUAAUUUUUUAUAUAACUGUAUUACAAAAUAAUAGGAACUUUUUUGCAAUGAUAAGUUGUCUUCU
Physella acuta is the source of this 4269-nucleotide messenger RNA. Its product is annotated as annexin A6. NCBI's taxonomy places the organism in Eukaryota, Metazoa, Mollusca, Gastropoda, Physidae. Gene Ontology annotation, molecular function: phosphatidylserine binding; calcium ion binding; calcium-dependent phospholipid binding. The record is from RefSeq and is a predicted model, not a curated record. Gene Ontology annotation, cellular component: vesicle membrane; nucleus; cytoplasm.